This is a messenger RNA of Papaver somniferum (opium poppy), 1936 nucleotides long. RefSeq names its product 3-ketoacyl-CoA synthase 2-like. Gene Ontology annotation, molecular function: acyltransferase activity, transferring groups other than amino-acyl groups. NCBI's taxonomy places the organism in Eukaryota, Viridiplantae, Streptophyta, Magnoliopsida, Ranunculales, Papaveraceae. Gene Ontology annotation, biological process: fatty acid biosynthetic process. The transcript has 2 exons. Gene Ontology annotation, cellular component: membrane. The record is from RefSeq and is a predicted model, not a curated record. The coding region runs from base 247 to 1641 and encodes 464 amino acids.
CAAAAACAAAUGAUACUACUCAUCUGUUACUUCUCAGCUUUGAUAAUACCAUUUUAGGGUUUUCAGCCACUAUGUGUUCUAUUUUACUUCUCUGAACAUUCUAUCUAUAUCAGUGAACUAGCAGUUAAAAGGGUUAAAUCUUUUCUUUGCUAAAAUUGAUCUGUUUUUCUCUCUUUGUACUUGAGUUUUCGUUUUGGUUUGCUUGAAAAGUGAUCAUCAAAACUUUUAGUUUCGAAAAGCACAAAAAUGGCUGACAUAUUGAGUACUGUACUUAGUUCUCAUUAUGUUACUGAAUUUUUCAUCCUUAUUAAGCUCAACCUUUCUUACAUACUUUUAUGUUUGGUGCUAGCAAUGUUUUUAGCGAAACUGUACUCCAUGGUUAAACGUCGUAAUAUUUACCUAGCCGAUUUCGCUAGUUACAAACCCACUGAUGAGUUAAAGUGUUCCCAUGAAAUCUUCCUUGAGCACUCGGGCUUGCUAGGAAUAUUUUCUGAAGAAAGCUUGGCUUUUCAAAGAACGAUCUUAGAAAAAUCGGGUUUAGGACAAUCCACAUACUUUCCAGAGGCUAUGUGGGAGCUUCCACCAAACCCAUGCAUGGAUAAAGCAAGAAUAGAAAUUGAGACGGUUCUAUUUGGAGCUAUCGACGAAGUUUUGAACAAAACUGGCAUCAAACCUUCUGAAAUAGGCAUACUUGUUGUGAAUAGUAGUCUUUUCAAUCCUACCCCAUCGUUGUGUUCAAUGAUCAUAAAUCAUUAUAAGCUCAAGAGUGAUAUUGUGAGCUACAACCUUGGUGGAAUGGGUUGCAGUGCUGGACUCAUUUCUGUAGACCUUGCCAAACGGCUCCUUCAAGUGCACCCAGAUUCAUGCGCCCUAGUAGUAAGUACCGAAAACAUUACACUGAAUUGGUACUGGGGAAACAAAAGAUCAAUGUUGGUAUCCAACUGUCUAUUCAGAAUGGGAGCCGGAGCUGUAUUACUAUCAAACCGAACAUCUGAUCGUAGCCGUGCUAAAUAUCAAUUAAUCCACACCAUCCGAACACAUAAAGGUAAUGAAGAUCGUGGAUACAAAUGUGCUUAUCAAGAAGAAGAUAAUACAGGAAGUGUGGGAGUUACAUUAUCCAAAGAUUUAACAUCGGUUGCUGAAGAAGCUUUGAAAAGUAAUUUAACAACUUUGGGUCCCCUUGUUCUUCCAAUUGCCGAAAAGGUCAAAUUUGUUGUUAACUACAUAUCAAGAAAAUGGUUAUUGAUGGAGGUAAAGCCAUAUGUUCCUGAUUUCAAGCUAGCUUUCGAUCAUUUCUGUAUUCAUGCUGGUGGUAGAGGUGUUCUUGACAAAGUUGAGAGAAGUUUAAACCUAACUGAAUGGCAUUUAGAACCAUCAAGAAUGUCAUUAUACAGAUUUGGAAAUACUUCAAGCAGUUCUUUAUGGUAUGAACUUGCUUAUUCCGAAGCUAAAGGAAGGAUCAAGAAAGGUGAUAAGGUUUGUCAAAUUGCAUUUGGAUCAGGGUUUAAAUGUAAUAGUGCAGUUUGGCAUGCUUUAAAGACCGUCGAUCCUGCAACGUUAAAGAGCGCUGAUCGGAGAUCUAUUAAGAACGCUUGGAUUGAUGAGAUCGAUAGGUUUCCUGUUGAUUUGCCAAAGGCUUGAUCUCUUUAAUGGGUGCAUCGUUUUGAUGAACAUCAUCAUCAUGCAAUUAUAAUAGUAUAGGAAUGAUGAUAAUAGAUGAUCUUAAUUUGGAGAACUGUAAGUGGGUUUACGUUGUGUGUGAAAAAAAUAUCUAUGGUUGGGUUUUUUUUUGAUGCAGUUAUGGUUGGGUUUGGUACGUAAGGAGCACUAGUUACUGUUUGCAUGCAUUAUUUUAGUUGUACGUACUUGGUUAUCUUUAUCCUAUUGUUAUUAUAAAAUUAUUAUAAGUUUAUUUUCACGGAGGAGAAAGCACGGA